Loxodonta africana (African savanna elephant) is the source of this 2007-nucleotide messenger RNA. RefSeq names its product mitochondrial fission regulator 1 like (gene MTFR1L). Gene Ontology annotation, biological process: mitochondrial fission; aerobic respiration. The record is from RefSeq and is a predicted model, not a curated record. Bases 234 to 1103 code for a protein of 289 amino acids. Gene Ontology annotation, cellular component: mitochondrion. The transcript has 7 exons. NCBI's taxonomy places the organism in Eukaryota, Metazoa, Chordata, Mammalia, Proboscidea, Elephantidae.
GGACGCGGCGCGAUGCGCAGCCGCAGAGGAUCGCUUCCGGGGGGGGCGGGUCAGCGGAAGUGAGGGCGGCGAGGCUGGCUACCCGCUGUGGUAGGAGGGGCCGUGAGGACGGGAAGUGUGUUCCUCAAGAUGGCCUGAUAUGAAGGAGCCCCGCCUCCUACCUCCCCGAUCCUCCAGAGCUGCCCUGUGGUUGCCUUGUCCUUCAAGUGCAGGAGCCGGUUGAAACAUCAGGGAUGGAAGCCAGUGUGACCAUCCCAAUCUGGCAAAAUAAGCCACAUGGGGCUGCUCGCAGUGUAGUGAGAAGAAUCGGGACCAACCUGCCCCUGAAGCCAUGUCCCCGGGCAUCCUUUGAGGCCCUACCCAAUAUCUCUGACCUGUGUCUGAGGGAUGCGCCCCCGGUUCCUACCCUGGCUGACAUCGCUUGGAUUGCUGCAGAUGAAGAGGAGACCUAUGCCCGGGUCAGGAGCGAUACACGCCCCCUGAGGCACACCUGGAAGCCCAGCCCUCUGAUUGUUAUGCAGCGCAAUGCCUCAGUGCCCAACCUGCGUGGGUCCGAGCAGAGACUCCUGGCCCUGAAGAAGCCAGGCCUGCCAGCCCUAAGUCGCACCACAGAACUGCAAGAUGAGCUGAGCCACCUGCGCAGCCAGAUUGCCAAGAUCGUGGCAGCUGAUUCAGCUUCGGCUUCAUUAACGCCAGAUUUCUUAUCUCCAGGAAGUUCAAAUGUCUCUUCUCCCUUACCUUGUUUUGGAUCCUCAUUCCACUCUACAACUUCCUUUGUCAUUAGUGACAUCACUGAGGAGACUGAGGUAGAGGUCCCUGAGCUUCCAUCAGUCCCCCUGCUUUGUUCUGCCAGCCUUGAGUGUUGCAAACCAGAAAACAAAGCCACCUGCAGCUCAUCUGAAGAGGAUGACUGCAUCUCUCUGUCCAAGGCCAGCAGCUUUGCGGACAUGAUGGGUAUCCUGAAGGACUUUCACCGGAUGAAACAGAACCAAGAUCUGAGCCGCAGUUUAUUGAAGGAGGAAGACCCUGCCGUCCUUAUCUCUGAAGUCCUAAGGAGGAAGUUUGCUCUGAAGGAAGAAGAUAUCACUAGAAAAGGAAACUGACAGUACCCAGCUCUGCAAACUCAGUCUCAGGCUCCUGGAGGUCCUUCAGUAGCUGCCUUCCUCACCGCAGAUGUUUCUGCCUCCCAAUUAGAAAUGUGCAGCCAUCUUGCCAACAGGCUAGAGCAUGGACUGAGAGAGGAGCUACAUGUCUCCCACACUUCAAACCUUAGCAGAAGCUAAGGCCUGUGUUUUGAGCUGAGACAUUUGUUACAGGUAAUUGUGGAGGGUGGAGUGUCUCAGUUUAAAGGGUGAGAUAGAAGUUGCUGGUUUUUCUUUGCCCCUAUAUGAAAAUAGGUCCUAAAUGGAUGACUGACUUCACUGCAUUAGACCCCAUAACUGGUCUCACAGGACACUUUGUGCCCAGCUGUCACUCACUCUCAGCUGCUUUCUUUCAGCAGAGCAGGGCUGAGGGGAAGAGGCUGUAAACGUUUAUGUACAUGUCCACAGGGCAGGGAGAAUCUCACGCUGCUCCAUUGUAAACCUACACCAAUGCCUGGCAAUCACCCUCUGCCCUUCCCUGUCCAAUACCUAGAUACAGGGGUCAGGCGGCUGGACCAGCUGACACUGGGCUGCUGCUGGGAGGCCUGGGCUGUUUUUUUCUUACACAUUUUGUAAUACUGUACAACCACAUAUACCGCCCUGGGGCCUCAUCAGAUCUACUGUUGUUUGAACUUUCUCUUCCUCGGACUUUUCGUUUAAGCCCAGUAGGAAAGAGUAAUGAGGAGGGGAAGGAGUGCACCACCCUUCUUCUAGGCCCCUGACUGCUCCUUUGGGCUGGGCCAAGGUUUGUACCUACCACACCACUGCAUGACUCAGAUGCCCUCAGGUCCCUUUCUCUGCGGUAUGUAUACUCUGUGUUCGGGCUGAAGCACUACUUGACAUUAAAGGAUUUGGAGAGAUUGUA